Exaiptasia diaphana is the source of this 1772-nucleotide messenger RNA. RefSeq lists its product as uncharacterized. Bases 226 to 1515 code for a protein of 429 amino acids. The record is from RefSeq and is a predicted model, not a curated record. NCBI's taxonomy places the organism in Eukaryota, Metazoa, Cnidaria, Anthozoa, Actiniaria, Aiptasiidae. The transcript has a single exon.
UUUCAGAUACAAUACUAGAUGCAAUUAAGAAGGAGACAGCUACACUACAAACACUAUGCAAUGCAAUGCAAUAAUUAAAAAGUUCUAUAUUUGGCAGUUUUUAAAGCUGACUACUUCUGUCAAUUCUGCCUAAGUCACAUUACAAUCAUUUUACCUUGGAUUAUUCAUUAUGGUAUUAUUAAGAUAUCAAAAUUCAUGUAGUGUUAGGUCGACUAUGAGGACUGCAUGGGAUUUCUAGUCAAAUUCCCGAAUGGUACUGAAACAAAAGCUACUCAUGACAAAUUGUCAAUGACAAUACGAUCCUAUCUCGAGCAAGUUGACGUUGCCAACCAUAUAGCCUCAGUUCAUUCAUGCGAAGWUAAAACAUCAAUGCUGGAAACCAUUGUUCGCACAGGCCUUGAUUUCAUUGCACCGUUAAAGACCAAAACGGUCCAUUCCAGCGAACCACCAUGGAUCAACCCUCAUCUAAAAUCCUUGAUAAAGAAACGUCAAUCUGCCCUAAGGACUGAUGACCUAAUGGAGUUUCGUCGCCUUAGAAAUGCUGUAAACCGUGAACGUAAAAUAUGUCGAGCCAAAUAUUACAAUGGAAAUGUUCAACACCUCAAAGAAUGCUCACCRGCCAAUUGGUGGAAGGAGGUAAAAAAACUCAGUGGUAAAGAGAAACCCUCAAGAACACAUGAUAACAUCAUUAAGGCCUUAAAGAACCUCGACGGACAAGAGAAAUUAAACGACGUGAACAUUGCGAACAUGGUCAACAGUACCUUCUUAGCACCAAUGAAGGAUUUCCAAGCUUUACCUGAUCAGGUCUCAACUCCUCUCACCGAAUCACCCCAAAAGGUCACUCCCACCUCAGUCAUGAAGAAACUCUUCGCCAUAAAUCCAACAAAGGCUCAAGGACCAGACGGAAUACCCGGAUGGCUCUUAAAAGAGAAUGCUGACCUUCUGGCGGAUCCUAUCACAGAGAUUUUGAACAGUUCCUUUUUGGAGUGUCAUCUUCCAAGCGCGUGGAAAAAAGCAGACGUAAUACCAGUACCAAAACAACGCCCUAUUAGAGAUGUCAACAAACACCUACGUCCCAUAUCUCUCACACCAAUUUUAUCAAAGGUUGCUGAAGAGUUCGUUGUUGAGAGCUAUGUGAAACCCGCUGUAAUGGCAAAGAUUGAUUGUCUUCAAUUUGGUGCUAUUCCUAAAUCAUCUACUGUCCAAGCACUCAUCAGCAUGAUACACACAUGGCUAACUAAUACUGACGGCAACGGAGCUACUACAAGAGUUGUGCUAUUUGAUUUUCGAAAAGCAUUUGAUCUUAUUGAUCAUAACAUUCUCGUAAACAAACUUGCUCUCUUCGACCUUCCAUCACAUGUAGUACUCUGGAUUGUAGAUUUUCUCAAACAUCGCAAACAACGUGUAAAGCUUGAAGGCGAUUGUUUUUCAGAAUGGGGUGAGGUACGCGCUGGUGUUCCCCAAGGUACCAAGCUAGGAGUAUGGCUUUUUCUCAUGAGUAAAAAUCGCUGCUAAUACCUCGCUAUCGAGUUGUUGCAUAUAUUUACAUGAUUUAAAAUAAAAAAAAGUAACUGGAACAAAAAGUUUCCCUGUUUAUAAGAAUGAUUUUAAUUGAGUUGCUCUAGAAUUCCCCCAAAACGAUGUAAAUUUGAUGUAAAAAUGAUGUAAAUUCGAUUUACCAAAAUUUACAUCGUUUUUACAAACGUUGUAAAUUUAAUGAUUUAAUGGAAAUAUGAUGAAAAUCAAACGAUGUAAAUAUCGCGUAAAUCCAG